Molecule: messenger RNA, 8893 nt
Organism: Melospiza melodia melodia
Lineage: Eukaryota; Metazoa; Chordata; Aves; Passeriformes; Passerellidae
Gene: SDC3
Product: syndecan 3
Exons: 6
Coding region: 1-1542 (513 amino acids)
Biological process (GO): cell migration
Cellular component (GO): membrane; cell surface
Source: RefSeq, a predicted model, not a curated record
AUGUGGGGACAGCGGAGCCCGUGUGGGGACAGCGGACCCCGUGUGGGGACACCCCGGCACCAGACCCUGUGUGGGGACAGCGGAGCCCGUGUGGGGACAACGGCCCUGCCUGGGGAAACCGCCCUGCCUGAGGACAUCCCGGAACCGGACCCUCUGUGUGGGGACGCCUCCCUGCCUGGGGACCCUGCCCUUCCCCGCCCCCGCCGCCGCCUCCCGCCGCCUCCCGCCGCCGCCGGCAGCGUCCUUGCGGCAGGAAGAUGCCCGGGGAGGUGCCGCCGCCGGCGCCCCGGGGGGCUGCGGAGCCUCCCGCUGCUGCUGCUGCUGCUGCUCAGCGCCCGCGCCGCGCUGGCUCAGCGCUGGCGCAAUGAGAACUUCGAGCGGCCCGUGGACCUGGAGGGCUCCGGGGACGACGACCCCUUUGGGGAGGAUGAGCUGGAUGACAUCUACUCCGGCUCUGGCUCGGGGUAUUUCGAGCCAGAGCCGGGGCUGGACACGGCCGUGAGCCUGACCACGGAUACGCUGGUGACGCUGCCCACCACGGCGGCCGUGCUGCCCGUCACCGCUGCCCAGCCCAUGGCAACGCCCCUGGAGCCGUCCCCCACAGCCCAGGACACCACCCCCGGGCAGGCCACCAGCGCCCUCCUCAUCCCCAGGACCACAGAAGCACCGGUGGUGCCCAGCUGGAAAACCACAACUGCCACCAGCACCAUGGCCAGCGAGCCCCCAACCACCACGGCCACCACCACCACGACCACCAUGGCCACCACCACCACCACAGCCACCACCACCACCACGGAGGCCACCACGACCACAAGCAGCACCACCGUGGCCACGGCCAAGCCCACCACCAUCCGGAGGUUCCUGCCCCCCUUGGCCACCAAGGCGGCCACCACACGGACCCCCACCACCCUGGAGACCCCCACCACGCCUGUCCCCGAGACCAGCACGCCGACAGAGGUGGCCACGUCACGCCCUGUCCCCACCAGCACGGCCAGGCCCAGGGCCCUGCCAAAGCCCAGCCCCUCGAGGACUGCAGAGCUCCCCGAGAAAAGCACGGCCUUGCCGCCCACGGCCACCACGCUGCCGCCCACUGAGGCCCCCCAGAUGGAGCCAGGGGAGGUGACAACAGCCCCCGACAAGGAGCCGGAGGCGCCGGCCAGCAGCGGCCCCAGCGGGGACUUCGAGAUCCGGGAGGAGGAGGAGACGACUCGUCCCGACCUCGGGAAUGAGGUGGUGGCUGUGGUGACACCACCAGCAGGGCCGGGGCCUGGCAGGAACGUGGAGACGGGGCUGUUGGACAACACGAUAGACUCGGGCAACUCGGCUGCUCAGCUGCCCCAGAAAAACAUCCUGGAGAGGAAAGAGGUGUUGAUAGCGGUGAUCGUGGGUGGCGUGGUGGGCGCCCUUUUCGCCGCCUUCCUGGUGAUGCUGCUCAUCUACCGCAUGAAGAAGAAGGACGAGGGCAGCUACACCCUGGAGGAGCCCAAGCAGGCCAACGUCACCUACCAGAAGCCCGACAAGCAGGAGGAGUUCUACGCGUAGACGGAGAGCCCGGAGUGCCUCACGCUUCCUCCCUCCCUCCCUCCCCGCUCCAAACCCUCCUCCUCCUCUCCUCCAUCCAGUCUCUCUCUCCUCUCCCUCCUCUCUCUCUUUUUUUGGGAUCAGACUGUGAAUUUUUAAAAGCAAAACCCACAGCGGCUGAAGGAGGAAACGCGUCCUUGGCAUGGGGGGCACGGGGUGCCCGGAGCAGCGCUGCGGUCGCACCGAGCGCUGCCAAGGUGACACCAAGCACCGCUGUGGUCACGUGGAGUGUGCCCAAGUCACAUCAAGCAGUGCCCAUGUCACGUCAAGCAGCGCUGCCAUCACACUGAGCACCCCAAGAUGACGCUGAGCACUGCUGAGGUGACACCGAGCAGCGCUGCGGUCACACGGAGUGCGUCCAGGUCACGUCAAGCAGUGCCAAGGUGACACCAAGCAGUGCCCAUGUCACUUCAAGCAGUGCUGCCAUCACACUGAGCACCCCAAGAUGACGCUGAGCACUGCUGAGGUGACACCGAGCAGCGCUGCGGUCACACGGAGUGCGUCCAGGUCACGUCAAGCAGUGCCAAGGUGACACCAAGCAGUGCCACGGACACACUGAGCAGCGCUGAGGUGACACUGAGCACCCCAAGGUGACACCGAGCACUGCUGAGGUGACACCGAGCAGCGCUGCGGUCACGCGGAGUAUGCCCAAGUCACAUCAAGCAGUGCCCAAGUCACAUCAAGCAGCGCCAAGGUGACACUGAGCAGUACCACAGUUACACUGAGCAGUGCUGAGGUGACACUGAGCAGUGCCAUGGUCACACCGAGCGUGCCCAGUCACAUCAAGCAGUCAGUGCUGCCAUCACACCAAGCAGCACCAAGGUGACACCAAGCACUGCCAUGGUCAUACCGAGGGCGCCAUGGUCACACCAAGCAGCACUGAGGUGACACCAAGCACUGCCAUUGUCACACCAAACAGUGCCAUGGUCACACCAAGCAGCACUGAGGUGACACUGAGCGCACCCGGGUCACACCGAGCAGUGCCAAGGUCACAGCAAGCACCCUGAGGUGACACCAAGCACUGCCUGGGUCACAGUGAGCACCCUGAGGUGGCACUGAGCAGCACCGUGGUGGCACUGAGCAGUGCCAAGGUCACCCUGAGCAGCACCGUGGUCACACCGAGCACCCUGAGGUGACACCGAGCACCGCUGGCCUUUCUGCUGGCGGGAGGGACGGGACAUGGAGCCGAUGCCAAGGAGCCGAUGCCAGGGCAGCCGUGCCCGGGAGUGCCCUGGAGAGCACGGGAUGGGCUGCCCACGGUGCCUGGAGCUCAAAUGGACUUUUCCCAACACCACCACCACCACCACGAACUCUGGGAUUCAGACCCCUCCUGCCAGCCCUGGGGCGCAGGGGGUUUGCUUUGGAUUUAUUGCCCUUAUUUUUCCGUCCAUAAAGGAAGGAGAUUUCCUUCCCUCUGUCUCGUCUUUAUUUUUUGGUUUUCCUUUGGAAUGGGGUUGGCUGCUCUGCAGGAAUCUCCUUCUGCUGGAAGAGAGAACGUGACUGUCCAACGCUCCUGGAACCUUGGGAAAAGCACAAGGGGCUGGAAUACCUGGGAUUUGCUCCUGGAGUGGGGAAAAAAGGAAAUAAAUACAAACGCUGGGAAUUAUCCCUUGGAUCAACAUUCUGGAGAGCUUGUAGAGCUGCACUGGGGCAUUCCAGGCUGCUGCCAUCCAACCACCCCUGGAAUCUCUUGGAUCCGCAUCUGGCUGAGGGGUUUGGCCAGGAAGGGACUUGUCUUGGGCUGGGUUUUCACUGUGACCACUAAAGCUCGGCUUUGCUGGACAUUCCUUGGGGAGGAGCUGGGGCUGGAGAAGCUGAAUCCUGUGCCUGGCUCUUCCAGAGGGGAUAACAGAGCUCUGCAGGGCAGGGGAUGCAGCCUAAGGGAGGAAAUCCAAGCAGGGACCAUCCCUGUCCCCUCAGGGUCCCACCGAGGUGAGGAAGGGGAGGCAGAACCACAGCUGAGCCCCAGGGCUGGUUGGAUCAUUGCAAAGAUCCCCAAAUCGAUGGAAACACCCAGGAUUGAUGGUUUCCCUUUGUUUUUUGCAUCCCCAGGAUUGAUGGUUUUCCUUCACUGGUGUUUAAAUCCCACAGGGAUGGAGAGAACCCAACCCUGGCAAACCCAGGUGUCCCCUGCGAGGCUGCCCAGGGUACAGAUUAAUUAAUUAAGAUAUUUCAAUUAAGCUGCUUCAAUGAGGUGGCUCUUAAUUAGCUGGAGCCCUGUUUGUGGGGUUUUGCUGUCACAAUGGUCAUGAUCUUGAUGGGGUCCCAUGGAAACUUUUGAUUUGCUCUUGGAACAAUUUAAAUGGGAAAAUCUGGGGGAAAAUCAUUGCUUUGUGAAUUAACAGAGCCAGGGACACUUUGGCCCCUGAGGGGAUUGGGGGAUUUAGGGUUUCAUGGCCUUGGACAGAAGAGCUUCGUUGUGGAAGGGAUUUGAGGCCAGAAGAAUAUUUUGAAUAUAUAUAAAUACAUAUCUCCACUCCUGUACACCCACAGUAACACAGGUGUGGAAGGAAACGAAAUCCCUGGAAUUUCUCAGCGCACUAGGAUGCUUGGGUGGGAUUUGGAGCUGGGAAGUUGGGAGCUCUGGGCUGCUUUUCCCUGGGAUAUAACCCGAAAUGACAACCUGGCUUUACUUCAGGAUAGGGAACAGAGACCCACGUGUGGGUCAGCUGCAAAUCCUCAUUUUUGAGCUGUCAGCCUCAAAAUCCUCAUGGUUUGGUUUCUUGGAGCUUGGAGAAGGCCCUGCUGGAUGUUUGGGGUGGUGCUGGGAGUGACCAUUUCCAUGUCCAUCCCAGAGGGAGGAUGAGGAUGAGGAUAAGGAUGAGGAUGAAGGAUGAGGAUGCUCCAAAGGAGGGAGCACACUUGGAAGGAGCCUGGUGCCAACCCAGAGCAGCUUUGUGUUGCUCCAGGGGGAGUUUGGACUCCUGGAUUUGAUGAUUUGGAGGAUUUUUCCCUGUUGGGAUCACACAAAGGGGAGUGGCACAUGUCAAGGUCAUCAAGGUCACCCAAAAUCCCCAUCUUUUGGGAAACCUGGAUUUAAUCUUUGGAGCUUGCUUAAAAAAAAAAAAAAAAAAUCCCUCCCAGCUUAAUCUUUUUAAUGCUGCUUUUCAGAGCUGCCUCCUUAAUCUUCUUCAUUCCAUUUUUCCCUCCUAUUUAAUAGUCUGAAGUUCCAUAAUACAAUUUUUUUACUCACUCAAGCUUAACCUCGUCCCUCUCAGCUGGUGUUAUGUUGUAAUCCCGGCACUUAAAUCCAUCACAGCUUCGAGAGUGAGGGAAGCCGGAGGUGGGAGGGUGAGAGGAGCCUGGGCAGGGCUUCUGCAGUAAUUAAAAUAUGAGAUAAACACAAUAAAAAAAGGUGAAGGCUACUAAACUGCUAAUCAGAAGUGAUGAAAUAAUUCAUUAUCUCCUGCUCCCACACUUUUGCUCUCCACCAGGAGAGGGAUGUGAGCUCCAGGAGAGUUUUUUUUUGUUUUGGAACCAAAUUUUGUGGUUGUGUAGUGAUGUCACAGCCUCUUGUGUCACCUCAGCUCCAUGGGGGCUGUUGGAGUCGAUGUUUGAAGGGAACAAAAAAAGUCUUGUUCUGGAGGAUGUGACCCUGUGCCUCCCUCCAAGGAGCUGGGAUGGAGCUGAGUAUGGGCAGGACUUUUUGGGGAAGUCCAUCUCCCUCAAAAAUCCUGGAUAAAGCCAUUUCUCCAUGAGCAGAGCCACAGGGAUGGAUAAAAACCCAACCUGAGGGUCGGUGCCUGGUGCAGGUGGAGGCAGCUGCUCCCUCCUGCUCCAGGGCUUUCCAGGGAUUCCUGCUGGGAACAGGGAUGGGGAAGAGGAGAGGUGGUUUCACACAGGAGCUUCCAGCUUCCCCCAGAGCCAAUUUUUGGGAAAAUUAACUUCAGUGGGAGCAGAAGCAUCUCCAGCAUCUUCCUUUCCCAAAGCUGAGUCUGGCACCAUCCCCUCUGCCCAAAUUCCCAUCCCUCACCCUGAUCCCAGCCAGGAGCAGCUGGAGCAGUGCCCAGAUGUGCUGGUCCUUGCAGCUGUGCUCCCUGAGGGAUUUUCCAUGGCUUUUCCAUUUCUUUUCCGCCCAUUCCUGCGUGUGUGCGAUGUGCUGGAGCCUCAGGGAGAACCUUGACUGUUCCAGCUGGAUCAUUUUAGGAGUGUCUGGAGUUGCAGGGUGGUGUGGGCUGCUCUGCCAGCUGUGCCAGCCUUGGGGCUCUCCCUGCUGGAACUGCAGCAGGAAAUAAUGGAGAAAAUCCAGCAGAACAGCCAGGAACUCCUAGGCCAUUAUCCAAAGGGAAGGGAAGAGGACAGAGCCCAAACCAGGGCUGGAAUGGGGAGUUUGGGAAGGGCAGGACAUGGAAGGGGCCCAGCAGCAGCAGGACCCGGCUCUGGUUGGGUUUUGCAGGGUGGGAGUUGUCCCUUUACUCCAAAAAUCUCUCUGAUCUUGGAUCUUUCCAUAAAAGCACCAGGCGCCUGUGUUGGGAUGGAGCUGUCCCUUAGCUCCAAAACCUCUCUGAUUUUGGACCUUUCCAUAACGAGCCAUGCUGGGGGACCCGGCUGCAGGGAAGGGGAUGGGACGGGGAUGGCUCAGGCCGGGUGACUGCCAGGAUGGGCUGGUUUGCCUCAAAUUCCCCCUCUCCAUCCCCAAUUCCCCAAAAAUCCCUGUCUGGGAGUUCCUUUGCUCAUCUCCAGCUCCAGCAUUUCGAGCUCCCUGUGCUGUGAAUCCCCAGCUCAGAUCCUUCCACAGGAACAAACCCACCAGCCAAGAACUGGAAUGGAUUUUUUAAUUCCCUUUUCCUCCCAUAACCCCCCUUGUCAUGAUCUUUUCCAUGCUCCAAGGUUUUCUGCCAGGGUCUGAAGUAACUCUGAGCUUUCAAUCCAGACAAGUUUGGUGGGAAUGAGCUCCUUGGGAUCCCAGGAGUGGGGCUGGGCUGUCUGUGUGUGUAUAUAAUGUGUGUAUGUAAUUAAUGUAUAUGUUGAGAUGUAUAGAUGGGCAUGGGGCCAGGGGGCUCUGCUCCUGAGCGGGAAAAGGAGGAGGAAAAAGAGGAAAAUAAGGAGGAAAAAGAGGAAAGGGAAGAUGAAAAAGAGGAAAAGGAGGAGGAUUUGUCCUCCAGCACCACAUGCUGGGCUCUGUAGCCCUUGGCCCCUGUCCCAAGGAAUGUGGGAUUCAGCCUCAUUCCCUGUCCCAAGGGAUGCAGGAGUCCCUGCCCAAGGGAUGUGGGAUUUCCUGUCUCAAGGAUUUUGGGACUCAGCCUUGGCCCUGCUCCCAAGGGAUGUGGGAUUUCCUCUCCCAAGGAAUGUGGGAUUCAGCCUCGACUCCUGUCCUAAAGGAUUCGGGAUUCCCGCUAUUUCCCUGUCCCAAGGGAUUCAGGAUUUAGCCCUGGCCCCAUUUCCAAGGGAUGCGGGAUUCCCUGUCCUAAAGGGUGUGGGAUUCCCAUCAUUCCCUGUCCCAAAGGAUGCAGGAUUCUCUGUCCCAAAGGAUGUGGGAUUCAGCCUCAUUCCUUGUCCCAAGAGAUGUGGGAUUCAGACUUGGCCCCACUCCCAAGGGAUGCAGGAUUCCCUGUCCCAAGGGAUGUGGGAUUCCACCUCUCCACUUCCUGCUGCUCCUCCCUCCCCUCCCUCCCCUUCACAUCCCAGUCACGAUCCCGAUCCCAAUCCUGAACCCAGUCCUGAUCCCGAUCCCAGUCCCAAUCCCAGUCGCAAUCCCAAUCCCAGUCCCAAUCCUAAUCCCGAUCCCAAUCCCGAUCCCAAUCCUGAUCCCAAUCCCGAUCCCAAUUCCGAUCCCAAUCCUAAUCCCAGUCCCAAUUCCGAUCCCAGUCCCAAUCCCAGUCGCAAUCCCAAUCCCAAUCCCAGCCCCGAUUCCGAUCCCAAUCCCAAUCCCAAUCCCAAUCCCAAUCCCAGUCCCGAUCCCAAUCCCAAUCCCGAUCCCGAUCCCAGUCCCGAUCCCAAUUCCGAUCCCGAUCCCAAUCCCAAUCCCAGUCCCGAUCCCAAUCCCAAUCCCAAUCCCAAUCCCAAUCCCAGUCCCGAUCCCAGUCCCAAUCCCAAUCCCAAUCCCAGUCCCGAUCCCAAUCCCGACCCCAAUCCCAGUCCCGAUCCCAAUUCCGAUCCCAAUCUCGAUCCCAAUCCCGAUCCCAGUCCCGAUCCCAAUCCCAAUCCCGAUCCCGAUCCCAGUCCCAAUCCCAAUCCCGAUCCCAAUCCCGAUCCCAAUCCCGAUCCCAAUCCCAAUCCCAGUCCCAAUCCCAAUCCCAAUCCCAAUCCCAAUCCCAAUCCCGAUCCUGAUCCCGAUCCCAGUCCUGGUCUCGGUGGGUUGGGAUCUCCCAGGUGGGAUCCGGAGCCUUUUGCCUCUGCAGGGCCGGAGCAGAUCCGGGCUGGGAUCCCGGGGUGGAUCCAAAUCCCCGCAGGCUCCGGAGCCUCCCCCUUCUCUUAGAGGAGCCCCAGAGGGUCUGCAGAUCCCAACUUUUAUUUCUGUGUUUAUUUCCCCCAUUCUUUUGAUUUUUGGGUAAAAAUCCCCUGAUUUUUCACACUCCAGCACUUCUCCCAAGACCUCCAGGGCUCCAGGGGUUUUUCCUGCAGGAAUUGCCUCCGUUCAGGGUCCCCCCUGGCUGAAGUCACCCCAGCCCAGCUGACAAUCAAACCAGAUUUCCGAAAAACAGGAAUCCAUUGCAGUUUGAUAGAAAAACUUUUUAAAUUCCCCCCCGUCUCUCUCACCACCACAUCUCCAGGAUAAACCAUCACCCACUGCUCCUCCUGUAAAUAAACAUCCAACCUUCUUGUAUAAAUUAAAAAUAAAAUAAUUGUAAAAAAAAAAGACAAAAAAAUUCCGUUGAUAAACAUCCCAAAAAUAAAAUUUUAAAAAAUCUCCCUUUCCAGAAGAUUGAAGUAAUUCCAACUUUUUUUUUGGAGCUGAUUUCCAAUCCCCAUAGGAGAACAAAACAACGAUCUGGAAAACUACAAAUGUUGGAGCUUUCAAUGAAUCCGGGAGGGAAAAAAAAUGCAUGUAAAUAUUUUUAAUAGGAGACAUAUCUUAAACAGAACUUUUUUUUGUAUGUACAUAACUCUCCUAGAGUUUAGUACUGAAAUGGCUUCAUAGUGUCUGUUUCGAAAAGGAAAGGAAAAGAAAAUGUUUGUUAAUUGUUUUUGUUCUUACUCAAUGGCCAAAACUUUAAAAAUAAUGACAAAAAAAAAAAAAAGACUCUAAAAAUAAUCUUUGCCAAUGGAUCUAGCACUGUAAUGGUACUGUCUAUUUUUUUUAAUUAUUUCUGUGCUGUGCCCAUUUAUAAAAUGAGGAAAAGAUAAAAAAUAAAGUCAUUUAAACAUUGUC